AUUUACAUUUUAUCUUUUCAUUUCUCAUUAUUGAUCAUCUAUACCUUUUCUACCUCACUGAAUUUUCUUGAUUUUGAAUUUUCUAUAUCUUCAAAUGCACUAAAAGCAUAAUAAAUAAAAUGAACACAUAUAUUAUAUUCUCUUACACAAAGAGAAAAGGAUCCAUAUGUUUGUAUAAUGAAAUAAGAACAGCAUGAAAGAAGUUGAAAGUUUUCUCUUAUUUUGUAUAGUUUAUAUAUAAAGCGUGUAAGUUGGUUUUAGCAUAAGGAAUGAUUAUAUAAAGCAUGAAUCAGAAAGCAGUUGCUGUUGUUAAAGUUAUUCAAUUGCUGAACAUUAAUCCUAUUCAUCAACAGCUUCACCAUCUCACAGAGUUUUAACCAAAUGGAAGGAGAAUCGAAAGAUCUAGCUAUUGAAAUAGAACUUUUAGACAGAGAAUGGACUGAGAAGCUUCAAAAUGUGAAACUUCCAGAGAUGGAUGAAAUCCAUACGCAAUGCAUUUACAGGGUACCACCAAAUAUUCGUGAAUAUAAUCCCAAAGCCUACACACCUCAAACUGUUUCCAUUGGUCCUUAUCAUCAUCACAACAAUUACGAGGGAAUGGAAGAGCUUAAACUUAAAUAUCUCAAAGGAUUUCUAAAUCGAACAGAACUACCAGUAAGGGAAUUUCUUGCCAAAAUUAAAGAUUUAGAAGAAAAAAUUCGAGUUUGUUAUGCAGACCGAAUUAUAUACAAUAGUCAUGAUUUCUUAAAUAUGAUUCUAGUUGAUGCUUGCUUUAUAAUUGAGCUUCUUCUAAGAUGGCAUGAAGACGAUGAGUGGGAGAAAAAAGAUCCUUUGUUGCAGAAACCAUUGUUGGGAACGUAUGUUUGCUUUGACUUGAUACUACUGGAAAAUCAACUUCCAUUCUUUGUUCUUGAACAACUUUACAACCUCACUGGUAUGAAUGAGAAAUUACUCGACAUUACUUUCGACUAUUUUGAGAGCGGAAACGUGUGUCCAAUAGAGAGUCCAAAACACUUCACUGAUUUGAUAAGAUCUUCUAUAAUAUCAUCAUCAGAGCUUGGUCUUGGAAAACCCGAAGAAGGCAAAGAAGUUAAUCAUGUAUACAGUGCAAGUCAACUAAUGGAGGCAGGUGUUAAGUUCAAGAUCAGUCCAAAUAAAAGCUUACUUGACUUGAGCUAUUCUAAACGUGAUGGAGCAUUGAGCAUGCCAAUCUUGAAUAUAGAUGACAUUACAGAAGUUUUGUUCAAGAAUAUGAUGGUAUAUGAACAAUGCCACCCUUCUGCUGGAGACAUCAUUAGACAAUAUGUAGAAAUUCUUGAUUUUCUUAUCAAUACUGAAAAAGAUGUGGACAUACUUGUUAACAAGAAAAUUAUUGUCAAUUUGACGGGUGAUGCUAAUAAAGUGGUUACAGUGAUUAAUAAUCUCACCUCAAAUAUUCCUACGCCAGAAUUCAAUUCACACUAUUUCUCCAUCUGCAAUAGUUUGAAUGAAUUCUAUGAUAAUCCUCGAAACAAGUAUAAGGCUAUCUUCAUACAUGAGUACUUCAACACUCCUUGGAAAAUAGCAUCUACAAUUGCUGCAAUUGUGCUACUUUUGCUCACCUUUAUUCAGACCGUGUGUUCAAUCCUCUCACUAUUUUAGGGUAAUUAAUGAGAUAUGGUUGUUAAAUCAGGAACAAGAACGUCAGUUAAGAGAAGAAGACGUCGAUCCUUGUAUCUGAUUGUCUAAGUUGUAUUUGUAAGAGAAUCUUGUAACAUUAUUCACUUUGUUGUUCCUUUUCUUUCCACAAAACAAAGAUUCAACUUUAUAUUCUAAUUUUUCUACUUUGUGCUUAACUUUAUUUACCUUUUAUCCACUACGAACUUUAC
Vigna unguiculata (cowpea) is the source of this 1868-nucleotide messenger RNA. Its product is annotated as UPF0481 protein At3g47200-like. The record is from RefSeq and is a predicted model, not a curated record. NCBI's taxonomy places the organism in Eukaryota, Viridiplantae, Streptophyta, Magnoliopsida, Fabales, Fabaceae.